Puntigrus tetrazona (Sumatra barb) is the source of this 521-nucleotide messenger RNA. Its product is annotated as mediator of RNA polymerase II transcription subunit 12-like. Gene Ontology annotation, cellular component: mediator complex. The transcript has 4 exons. Gene Ontology annotation, biological process: regulation of transcription by RNA polymerase II. Lineage: Eukaryota; Metazoa; Chordata; Actinopteri; Cypriniformes; Cyprinidae. Gene Ontology annotation, molecular function: transcription coactivator activity. The record is from RefSeq and is a predicted model, not a curated record. The coding region runs from base 54 to 521 and encodes 155 amino acids.
AUUCUCUCUAUAACCGGAUUUUUGGCUCAGGACAGAGCAAAGACGGACACGAGAUGAGUCCAGACGACGACGCGGUGGUGACCCUGCUGUGUGAGUGGGCUGUUUCCUGUAAAAGGUCAGGGCCGCACAGAGCCAUGGUGGUGGCCAAACUCCUGGAGAAGAGGCAGACGGAGAUCGAGGCAGAGCGGUGUGGAGAGUCGGAGGUCGUGGAUGAGAAGGGCUCUGUGUCCUCAGGGUCUCUGUCUGCUGCCACUCUGCCCGUUUUCCAGGACGCCCUGCUUCAGUUCCUGACACACAAGCUCCUGUGCUCACAGAUGUUUUCUCCUCCAAUGCACAUGGUGAGUCAAAGGGAAGCCUCUUCACCGGAGAAACCUGUCUCAGAGCAGGAGAGCAAAAAUACUGCCAAGGAUAAGGGCAUGGACCCGCCUUUCCUGGGGCUGGUUUACGAGCAGCCCUUCAAGCUACAUACAGUACGCUACCCACUUCCCCAUUCCUCAGGUGAAUACAAGGUGGGGAAGUGA